AUGAACCCCCCAACCCAUAUUAUCGACCCCGAUGGUGAAGUGAUCAUUAUAUUGCGCAAUGCAAACUCUCCUUUUGCACAAUCAGCUGAAAAUAUGAUCCCUGGCAAGACUCAUCACAGCCCUCAAGAACCUUGCCAGUAUGCCCAGAUUCCUGCCGGAGAGACUACUGCCGAAGAGCCCCCUCUCGAAAUGCUUCUCAAAGACCCUCCCGUAGAGGCCGCUGCCGAAGAACAGAUGUGUGAAUCACUGGAUAAUGGUGACUUUCGCAUUCAAGUCUCCGCGAAGCAUAUGAUAUUUGCCUCUCCGGUAUUCAAAAAGACACUCACCGGCGGCUGGAAGGAAAGCAUCGCUUACUUGCAAGAAGGCUCAGUUGAGGUUACUGCGGACAGCUGGGACCUCCAAGCGCUCUUGACCCUUCUUCGUGCAAUCCAUGGCCAAUACUAUCUCAUACCACGAAAGAUAUCUCUCGAGAUGCUCGCCAAAGUCGCUGCCAUAGCCGACUACUAUGCUUGCAAGGAGGUUCUAUCCAUCAUAGCAGAUAUGGGGAUCGAUGCUCUGGAGGAAAAAGUUCCCACAACGUAUUCACGAGAUCUGAUACUCUCUCUGCCCAGUUCAAAGAGUGAACAUCAACUGCUAUUUCAUGGAGUGACGGUUGUAUCAAUGGUCGGGGAAUUCCGAUCCCCAAUCAAGUCAUCGUGUUUGGUCUCUAACCGAAUUGCAGUAUCAAUGAACAAUGAUAGACAGGAUGGUAUUAAUAAUGUUAUUCUCCUCCAUGACACACGCGAGGCGCUUUUGAAUGGAACUCAAGGCUGCGGAUAUGAAUGCAGAUCAAUCAUGUAUGGAGCCCUUACUAUGCAGAUGCAGUCAAAUCAUCUCCUUUCACCAUGGCCUGCGACUCCCUUUCCGGAUCUGAGCUACGGAGACCUUAUAAACAAGGUGUCAUCAUUCACAUCUCCACGCUGGUAUACAUCUAGCCGAAGGGAUUAUCACUUUUACGGCCACACUUGUGAUGAUUCAACUUUCACAUCCAUGUUGAGAUUGAAUAAUUUUGUCGAAGGGUUGGACCUUAACGAACUCCAUGCUUCAUAG
Molecule: messenger RNA, 1089 nt
Organism: Penicillium canariense
Lineage: Eukaryota; Fungi; Ascomycota; Eurotiomycetes; Eurotiales; Aspergillaceae
Exons: 3
Coding region: 1-1089 (362 amino acids)
Source: RefSeq, a predicted model, not a curated record